ACGCUGAGGAACCUGGGUUGCACCGUCCGCACGCAGGAGGAGCUGGCGAGUAUUGUUGCUUGGUCGCCUUCUAAAGAACGGGCCUGGAUGACGAGGAGCUCGAGGAUUCCACAAAGGUGCACUCAUUGAAUUUCCUCCUGUUCAGGAUAAUGGUCAUUGACCUUCUAGAAGAUCGUCCAUGAGUGCGCAGCAAAUCUCAAACCAUGCAGCGAAGGGAAAGGUUCCAACUUCCAAGGAAAAGGACAACGUGGAGAAAAAUUCACCCCUCGGGAAUCAUCAGGAAUUUACCAAGAAAGACGACGCUCGAGAAGACUUGGACAGCCAUCCAUGCACCAGGACAAUCGUGCUGAUUCUGAUCCACAUCUCUCUGACGAUCUGACAAAUACCGCAGAGUAGUUUUAUAUUCCCUGCUGCUGUCUUCAACGAAGCAAUUUAGCAACCCGUCAAUUUAGCAACAACGAUGAAAAACCCCAUCACGCCUUAUGAGGUUGAAACCAUAAUGGUAUCGUUGGGGUUAAUACCAAAGCAUCCUUAUGAGAGAUGUUUCUCAAACAAU
Molecule: messenger RNA, 556 nt
Organism: Marchantia polymorpha subsp. ruderalis
Lineage: Eukaryota; Viridiplantae; Streptophyta; Marchantiopsida; Marchantiales; Marchantiaceae
Source: the annotation of a GenBank genome assembly